This is a messenger RNA of Aspergillus uvarum CBS 121591, 724 nucleotides long. RefSeq lists its product as uncharacterized. The coding region runs from base 191 to 670 and encodes 159 amino acids. The record is from RefSeq and is a predicted model, not a curated record. NCBI's taxonomy places the organism in Eukaryota, Fungi, Ascomycota, Eurotiomycetes, Eurotiales, Aspergillaceae. The transcript has a single exon.
CUUCAGAAGGGCAACAAUCUGCAGAUCCCUCGAUUCUGCUUACCGAAUGGGAUCUAAUACUCAGGUUACGUUUGCCAGAACUCGUUCGAGAUACCAUUCUCGUCUCUACUGUUCAGGAAACGCGCUUGUCUGGGCAAGACUAUGCAUCCUCGAACUCCAAGGGUAAGAGACCAGGUGGCUGUUCGUUCUCAUGAUCAUUUUGUGGUGGUCGAGAAGCAGGGAAAAGGGGAUACCUUUCAUCCCCCACCCCCCUAUCCAGCAUCUAUACUUUCUGUCCCGACAUGAUUUAUUAGUGUCGGCUUUCUCGUGCUCCCGGGCAUGCACGCCAUUACCCGUGUGUGGAUCGUCGAUAUCGAACGUAUUGGCACAGAGCUGCAGAAAUAAAGGUCUAGGUAUCAUCUGCCUCCAUCCUUCUUCAAGCGGACGACUAGGGCGUCUCGACGAUCGACAUAGCUUGUCAAGCUUGAGAAGGGAAGCUUCAGAGGCCAACUUUGGCUUCGGGGUGGGACGGAUAACUCGAGGAUACUUUUCUAGCUACUUACCGGAGACACCACCAUCACUCAUAGUUCGAUCGACCGCGACUUUCGGAAAUGACCAACCGCUCACCAUGAAGCUUGUCGAACUGCGGGGGCUCGAGCGCUUUUUGAACAAAAUGAUGUGCCCUGAGUGAAAGUAUGUUUUGGUACCGGAUGGCACAGCAGACUUCCCUCUGGAUUGUCAGGCG